Messenger RNA from Chara braunii, 1277 nucleotides. Lineage: Eukaryota; Viridiplantae; Streptophyta; Charophyceae; Charales; Characeae. The record is from the annotation of a GenBank genome assembly.
GCCAAAGCCACACCUCCUCCCACCUUUGCUGCUGUUGUUGCUGGGGACCCCAGAGGUCCCAAGAUUCCUGCCCCCAGGAAAUUCAAGGGGGAUGACCCCAAGAUUGAUGUGGGGGACUGGACCGCUGGAACCCGGGCCUACCUGAAGGGGUUCCAGUGCCCCGAGCAGCAAAAGGUGGCUACUGUUGUGGGGCUGCUGGAGGGGCCUGCCCAGAAAUGGGCUACCUCUACAGCAARUGCCCAUAACCAGACUUUGGAGGAUUGGGCCCUGGCACUGGGGGCUGACCAGCUUUUGCAGGCCCUGGAAGAUCGCUUUGCAGACAAGGAAAGAGCCCGCAAGGCUGCUGACCGGAUCGUACGCCUGGGUCAGCAGCGGUACAGCGGCAGUCUGCAGGCGCUGUUCGCGGAAUUCGAGCAGCUGACUUCCACCCCUGGAAUGGUUAUGUCUGCUGAUGAUUUGCUGACUAACUUUUGUAGGGCUGUGCCUGAAAAGUUUUGUGUUGCAUUGUACUGCGCCGGUCACAAAGACAGGAGAGCAUUUGGACGCGCAACAUUGGACACGGAAGCUAAGCUUCAUGUCCAGGCUCCCUCCAGUUAUAGGAGGAGAGGCGCCUUCCCUCGCGGUGGUAGAAAGGGAAAGGCGGCCUUUGCAUAUGCGGGAUCUGGGUCAGCCUCUGACACCGGCUCCCAGCCUAGUACACCGCCAGCUGGGACUGUUUCAGCUGUUGUUCCAGAUGUUGCAGCUGUUGUCCAGCAGCUGCAGGCUGCGCUGGGGGCCUUCCAAAAGGCCGGAUCUGCCUCCAGCACAACCUCCAGCAGCAAGGGGAAGAGCCAGGGACGUCGCUCUUCAACCCCUGCCCGGCGCCCUAAUCUGCCACGUGACGUCCACUUCCCARCAGACCCUCUGAACCCCAACACUCUCCCAUGGCAUGAUCUAAAAAUCCAGGAGGGAGUGUGGAGAAGGAGGAAGGAGAGAGGUGUCUGCUUGAGGUGUGAGGGACAGCACUUCCUGAAGGACUGUCCCUACAUGCCAAGCCCAACUCAGUCAAAAAACUGAAGCUGAACCUGGAGACAGCAGUUCCCUCCAGUGCUGCAACUGCAUCUGCAGCUGCAGCAGCUUCAGUUGAGACUUCUUCCUUCCCAUCCAGUGUGGGAGCUGCGCGGGCAGCAUCCUUUACAUAUGAGGAUCCUGACCCGGAUCAGGAACCGGACCAGUCUGAGUGUCAGGCCUUGGCUGCUUUUUUCUUUUAUUUGAAGGAACAAAAGCAGAACAAGUCU